GCACCUGUCGCUACUCUCCUCAUUCGUCGGCACAAGAAGAAAGAGAGUCAGACAUCCCUCUUUCUAAUUUCUUCCCCUUUUUCACCUCUGCUUCUUCUCCAGUUUAGAUCUAUUCUUUUCCUCCUAUGGCAACGUAUUUUCUAUCGGAUUUCUCGUAGAAAAAGAAUUUGUAUAUCAAUAGAGAUGGUGAAGAUUUGCUGCAUUGGUGCUGGCUAUGUUGGUGGUCCAACUAUGGCUGUCAUUGCACUCAAGUGCCCUGAAAUCGAAGUUGCUGUUGUGGACAUUGCUGCCCCUCGGAUCAAUGCUUGGAACAGCGACCAGCUUCCCAUAUACGAACCUGGUUUGGAUGAUGUCGUGAAGCAAUGCAGAGGCAAAAACUUGUUUUUUUCCACUGAUGUGGAAAAGCAUGUUUCUGAAGCUGAUAUUGUCUUUGUUUCUGUGAAUACACCUACUAAAACGCAAGGCCUUGGGGCUGGUAAAGCUGCAGACUUGACCUAUUGGGAGAGUGCUGCCCGGAUGAUUGCUGAUGUUUCCAAAUCAAGCAAAAUUGUGGUUGAAAAAUCAACUGUGCCCGUUAAAACAGCUGAGGCUAUUGAGAAGAUCCUAACCCACAAUAGCAAAGGCAUCAAUUUCCAGAUCCUUUCCAAUCCUGAAUUUCUUGCUGAAGGAACUGCAAUUGAGGAUCUUUUCAAACCUGACAGAGUUCUUAUUGGUGGGCGGGAAACUCCUGAUGGUGCUAAGGCAGUCAAAGCACUGAAAGAUGUUUAUGCUCAUUGGGUUCCUGAAGACAGGAUAAUUUGCACCAAUCUUUGGUCAGCUGAGCUCUCCAAGCUUGCUGCUAACGCCUUCUUGGCUCAGAGGAUAUCCUCUGUAAAUGCUAUGUCUGCACUUUGUGAGGCUACUGGAGCAGAUGUGAGCGAAGUUUCUCAUGCUGUCGGUAAGGACACUAGAAUUGGACCCAAGUUCCUGAAUGCCAGUGUGGGGUUCGGUGGGUCUUGCUUUCAGAAGGAUAUUCUGAACUUGGUUUACAUCUGUGAGUGCAAUGGACUUCCUGAAGUGGCUCAUUACUGGAAGCAGGUUAUAUUGAUGAAUGACUAUCAGAAGACGCGUUUUGUUAACCGAGUUGUUGCUUCGAUGUUCAACACUGUAUCCAAUAAGAAGAUUGCAAUCCUUGGGUUUGCAUUCAAGAAAGAUACGGGUGAUACAAGAGAAACUCCUGCUAUCGAUGUUUGCAAAGGGCUAAUGGGGGACAAAGCUUAUUUGAGUGUAUAUGAUCCUCAGGUUUCAGAAGACCAGAUUACAAAGGAUCUUUCGAUGAACAAGUUUGAUUGGGAUCAUCCGGCUCCCCUUCAAUCUUCAAGCCCUACCGACAUCAAACAGCUUAGCUUUGCAGGGGAUGCUUAUGAAGCCACUAAGGAUGCUCAUGGUAUUUGCAUUCUCACAGAAUGGGAUGAAUUUAGAAACCUGGACUUCCAGAGAAUCUAUGACAACAUGCAGAAGCCUGCAUUCGUGUUUGAUGGGAGGAAUAUCGUGGAUGUCGAGAAGCUCAGGAACAUCGGUUUCAUUGUAUACUCCAUCGGUAAGCCCCUUGAUGCAUGGCUUAAGGAUAUGCCAGCUGUAGCAUAAAACAAAAUAAGCAAGAUACUAUACUUUGUUGUCCUUACUUUGAUAAAGUUUUUUACUUUGGGUAGUAGAAUGCAAAAAGAUUUUGAUUUCUGGGAAUUUGACUGUUAUAUUUAGGUUUUCUAUCAUGCUGGCAUAUAACCCUUGCAUUUACAAAUUGGUAAUCGGAUCACAAUAUUGUAUUUAGUUAAGAACCUGAAAUUUGUUAUUUGGUUCUCCUAGUGAUAAUAUUAAUAAACUUUAGUUCUA
This is a messenger RNA of Amaranthus tricolor (Joseph's coat), 1872 nucleotides long. RefSeq names its product UDP-glucose 6-dehydrogenase 3-like. Gene Ontology annotation, molecular function: NAD binding; UDP-glucose 6-dehydrogenase activity. The transcript has 2 exons. Lineage: Eukaryota; Viridiplantae; Streptophyta; Magnoliopsida; Caryophyllales; Amaranthaceae. The coding region runs from base 184 to 1626 and encodes 480 amino acids. The record is from RefSeq and is a predicted model, not a curated record. Gene Ontology annotation, biological process: glycosaminoglycan biosynthetic process. Gene Ontology annotation, cellular component: nucleus; cytosol.